AUGGCAACAAACCAAGAACGCCUCGUCGAAAUUAUUGCGAAACAACUCGGUGUUGACGAAGAUAAUGUUACCGCAGAUGCCUCCUUCAUGGAAGACUUGGGUGCUGACUCACUUGAUACUGUUGAAUUGGUCAUGGCACUUGAAGAGGAAUUCGACAUUGAGAUCCCCGAUAGUGAUGCGGAGAAAAUUCAGACCGUUCAAGAUGCCCUGAGUUACCUUGACGAACAUGUAUAG
Messenger RNA from Geodia barretti, 234 nucleotides. Lineage: Eukaryota; Metazoa; Porifera; Demospongiae; Tetractinellida; Geodiidae. The record is from the annotation of a GenBank genome assembly.